This is a messenger RNA of Portunus trituberculatus (swimming crab), 4817 nucleotides long. RefSeq lists its product as uncharacterized. The transcript is spliced from 11 exons. The record is from RefSeq and is a predicted model, not a curated record. NCBI's taxonomy places the organism in Eukaryota, Metazoa, Arthropoda, Malacostraca, Decapoda, Portunidae. Bases 290 to 1714 code for a protein of 474 amino acids.
CCUCCAAUGUAAACAAAAGUUAACGUGACGCAAUUUUUCACACCCACGUGCCCAGGGCCUCAUAAAUAAUGCCCACCAGGACUCACAUGACCAGAACAAGUCCUUUACACCUGAGGGAGAAUAUCUGAACUUUACCUGGGCAUAGACUGACCACCGGGAGCAAAACGAAGGGCUUCAAGUAUCAGAGAGAGGCAUUGACCUGAGAUAAGGAAGGACUCGCCCAACGCACACCUGUUGAUGGUGGUCAGUUCCCCUCACCUGUGCCAUGACCUAGGUAGAGGUCACCAGCAUGAUAGUGCGAGGGCAAGGUGCAAGGGAGCGGGAGGCUGACCCUGGCCGUGCCUCCGUCAGGAUCGCCGCAAUUCCCAGCACAUCAUUAGGGGCAGAUGCCUUGACCUCCAGUGAUGAUAUAUUUUCUAAUGAGGCUGUGAUGAUAGGAGAGUGUGACGGGGAGUCCCACAAUACUGCUGCCACUCUCCACUACUGCAGGAGACGAAUAUUAAGACCUCGAGAUAUAAUUUCCUCUAUUUUGGGAUACCGACAGUGGAACAAGGAUGGUGCCAACAACCAGACACCUUGUAUGCAGACAUUCAACUUCUUAUAUUUUGUUCUCUUCUUCACCUGUCUUGGAUUUGGACCUGUUCUGCAGUAUAAUGUUUGCUUGAAAAGAGACCAGGGCAUUGGAAAUCAGUAUACGAGGAGUCAAAAUGUGUCCUCAAAUGGGCAUGAGGAGAUCCAAUGGUGCUCGGGGAGUCUGAUGUUUGUGUAUGUUGUUCCUAGUUUGCUGUUUAUCUUUGCGUACCUGGUGACGUGUGUUGUGCUGCGCUUUGGGGAAACAGAGCACCUUCAGACGCUCCUGGAGAGGGUAUAUCUCUUGGCAUCCUGUUCACCAUGGGAGCUGACCAAGCAGCGGCGCAUCUGGUGUACAUUUGUGGUGUGGCUUGUGGCGGGGUUGGUGUGCCUAGUGUGGUCCCUUGCUUCCAUGUUGUUGCAUGUUGCUGCUGCCUCACACAUCCCCUACUCCUUCAUCAUUCCAAGAACGAAAUCGGACAAGGUUGGUCUGUGGGUCGCAUCGCUGGGGGUUUUGUGGCUACAAGACAUUGUUGUGGUGAUGAGUGUGCUUCUUUACUGCACCCAAUGCCACCUCCUGUCCCAGCUCCUGCAGCUCACCAGGACAGCCAUAUACCAGGGUGAUUCCUCACUCAUCAUCAUCAAAAAGCAAGUUGAAGAAACGUCAAGAUUUCUGCGACACUUGAACCAGGAGCUGGGUCUGAGUGUUGGGCUCUUUCUCUGCCUGCUGGGCUUCAGGGUGACGACAGGUGCCAUCAGCCUCUUCUAUUACUUGAGGCUGUACAUUCAUCCUGAGAAGAUGGUAUGGAAGUGGGGUGGUCAGGAGUCACAGCAAACCUUUCACUUACUGGCGCUGGUGUUCAACCUUCUGCCGUGGCUGGUGCUGACUGUCCUGCCUCUCUGUACUGCUGCCAGGGUCUCCAGCAACUACAGAGCUCUCAAUAAGGCUGGCAGUCAGCUGCAUGGCCGACCCUUUGGCUACCAAUCCACGCCACAGCAAGAUCUGGACUCCUUCUUGUUGUACGUUACAAGCCUGCACCUCCACGCCAAGAUUCUGUGGAUCCCAGUCCGUACGUACUUCCUGGUGUCUGUGUUUGUCAUAUUUGUGAUGUCCUUUAUCAUUCUGAGCUACCUUUACUUCUGAUUGUGUAAGGCAAGUGUUUGACAGCAAAAUGCUGAGCCAUCUCAUUACAGCUAUAAAUUGUGUGUGUGUGUGUGUGUGUUUGAAUAUCAAAAUAUAUGAUAUUGCAUUAGAAUUCUCAGAAAAUUACAUAUUUGCUGUCUGCUAUACAUAUUGAUAGACACUUCUAAUCCUUGAGAUGAUUAUUAGAUGAAAACCCAAAUACUCAAUGAUAGGUAAGAAAACUGUUCACAGUUUGAGUGCAGCAUUCAGUAACAUACACAAUGUAUGUUGCAUGAUGAAUGCUACAUUUUCAUUAUCAUUAUAAAGAUCUGAUGUCCAGAUUUAUCUAGUGCCUGAAAGUAAAGAAGGUUUACACACUGCUGCUCCAUAAAGCUGUGAUAUACGUCCCUUGGAGUUAAGGAGAUAUUGUUAAGAUGGAAUGGCUGCAAACAGCUGAAAUAUAUUGUUGCUUUCACUUGUUAAGAUUUUUGUAACAAAAGUAAUGUGUGUAUCUUGUACCAUAUCAAACAGCUUUCUUCUGGUAUUAUAUAGAUAUUUUAUUCUAUUGUGGAAUUGUUGAUUUGUGUUUUUGUACUGUCUUGAGUGAUGACAACUCCAUGUGAGUUCUUCAAGGACUUUACAUUAGGAUUGUUUUAUUCUUCCUGCCUGAGAGUAAGGAAAUCAAGUUUACCAGAAAAAAAACAUUGUUUGCAAGUUAUUUGGAAGCUUGCAUACAGUGUGAUAGCAGAAAAGCUGCAAGUGUUUGAUGGAUACAGUGGAUACAGAAACACAGCUUAAAAGCUUGAUUUGCUUAGCUUGAUUCAGACCCUGAUACAGGUAAAUAGUGCUUCUGAAAAGUGUUAGGAGCACAUAUAACAAUUAAGAUUAUUAGCUUUCAGAUUUGCUUUAAAAGUGGAACACUUAAUGCAUGAUGUGUAAUGGUGACUGGUUGAGAAAUGGCCUGGUCCAUUGUGAGGUCACCUGAGGUGUAGCAUCUGUGUGAUGACUGGUUCAUGUUGGGCCUUUGUUUUGUUCACGGUGUGUCUCUCAUGACUGAAAGUCCUCAUUCCACCAACCCAUAACAUGUGUGUAAGCUGACAGGGCUCACUGCAUUUUGAUAAGAUACACAUCUCAUAUUAACCAUCCUGCUUUUUAAGCAUUGAUUAAUUAUAGGAUCAAUAUCCAACUUUUAGUAACAAGAUUAAUUUUUUGUACUUGUAAGGUUAAGAUCUGCUGAUAUGAUGUAUAGACUGUGAUCACAUUGAAACAUAAAUGUUGGACUUCAGAAUGUAAGAUAAGGGGAACUGUGAGAAGCCAUCAGGUCUACAGGUGGCAGUCUGAUUGUGGAGGCUAUGAUAGGAUCCUGAUACCUUUAGUUACCCUGGUGUGAAGGCUUCCAUACCUUGGCAGAGUACUUGUGUAGUAUGUAUGUGCAUACCGCCACAAUGGACCAACCCAUCAUGAGAGGUAGGGCAGGGAGAGCAGUGGUGGUGGGUGCUUUGCUGACAAUGUGGGCUAGCUUUAUGGAGACACAUCCCAGUAAGUAGUGGUGGUGUGUUGUUCUGUCUCAGGAGCAAAGGCAAAUGAUUGGUGUAGGUUUUGCUGCACUGGGAUUCUUUCAAUAAUUACUGUCUCUUGAAUGUAAAAGUCAGUAACUGCAACUGUUUAUCUUAUCAGUGGUUUACUUUAAUCAUUCCAAAAGGCAGAUCAAUGAAGUUUGCAGAUUUUAGAGGCCCAGGUGUGAAAGAGCAUUUAGGAGUCACUCUUUGUGUAUACAUGGUCAUCCUGGGCCACAACAAAACUGCUAGUCACAUGUACAUAAGUAUUUUUUAAGAAAGGUUUCACAGGCUAGUAUUACUUAAGAUAUGCCACUGAUUAAAAGUAAUCAAUAUAUAAAUACCUUAGUAAUAUAUCUGAUCAAACAAAAUUAAGUACUUAUAAGAAAGAUUUUAUAGAUUUUAUAAUUAUUUGUACACAAAAAUGUAUCAAUAGUGUAAUAAGGAUUUGAACUAAAAAGAAAUCUAUUAAUCGUCAUACCCCAGGCUAUGAUGAGGAUGUGAGGGUGUGGACAACCUACCUCAUGUUACCGUGGUGAAUGUUAACAAGGAUUGACUGGCAGAGCAUGAGCAUUGAAUGAGUCUUUUAAAUGGGAUGCCAAUCCUGUGGGUUGAUCUUCCAGGAUUUUGUUUAAUGUAAGAGAAGUACUGGUCAAUGGCAGGAAAUGUAUGAAAAAAGAUCCACUACAUCAUACCAUGAAUACACUAAGACAACUCCAAGAGGGAAAAAAAGUGAGAAAUAGUUUGAAUGGCAUUUAUUGGUAAUGAACUGGUAGCAGAUUAAGAUAUAACUAGCUUUAGCCUCUCCCUUUUUAGGAGUGAUAACUGUGUAGGGGCUUGCUGUGAUGACCUUGGUAUGAAUAGAAGUGAUGGGUGAGUGAAGCAAUGCAUCCUGGCACAUAAACUGUAUUGUUUGUUAUUUAACUGCUACACAUUUAAGUUCAAGGUUUGUUGUCAUUCAGUCCUCCCUGUGGCAUUGUGAGGGUGACCAAGUGUUGCCUUUUGUUGUUUGGAGUGUGAGAUGAGUUAAGCGGGGUGGUGUACAUGUAAAACAUGACAAUCGAUAUCUGAAAGUGAUUAUUCCUGAAGAAGUUUUAAGUUAUGUUUAGUGACUCGUAAUCCAUCCAAAGAAACUCCCUUUAGUCCUGAUGCGUGAACUGGUGUGAGUAAGGCAUGACUGUGUGGUCUGAUGGAAUUGUAAAAUGAGAUUCCUUUCCAGAAUAAUGUAGUCUUUAGUUUUAAGAAAGGCUGAGAUGAGAAAUUGAGCUUAAACCUUUGUUAAGAUCGAGGCUUAGAAGGAAUGUUGUUUUCCUGUAAGCCAAUCACAUGCCUGAUUUUGGUGGUUUGUAUUAAGUGCUUUAGUGUUUAUCUUUUUGACUAUGGCUAAUAAAUGUUAUUAUUAUUCAACACUUUUAUUAAGAAAAUAAGUGGUGCACAGUUUGAACUAGCCUUGACAGCUGUGAUGAAAGUUUACUCUGAUGAAAUAUUAUAUGUUUUAAUUUGUUGAAUUCAUAUUUAGUAUGUUUAAGCAACACCACAAAAAUUACAAAUAAAAAAAUGUUAUGUUU